AUGGAACUUAUUCAAAUGUAUUCAAUGUCAAAUAAUGGUUUAUACAUUUUUACUAAAAACAACAAAAAUGUAUAUUCACUUAAUCGAAUUGAAUCAAUUCGUCAUAAUUGUUCUCCAAUAAUAUUAUUUGAAAAACUUCCAUGUUUAUCAACAAAUAUUUCAUUUGGUAAUAAAGAUGAAUUCGGUAUAUUUAUAAAUGCGGAUGGAACAAUUAUUUAUAUAUUAAAUAUAAAAACAAAUCAAUUAAAAACUCAUGCAAUAACAAAACAAAAUUUAUCUUAUCAUGAUAAAAUAACAUGUUCACAAAUUCAUCCAAAUGAAGAAUGUCUUGCUUUAGGAACACAAUCUGAAUCAACAGUAUCAUAUUUACAUUGGCAUUCAUUACCUGUUUUAUGUUUAUCAUUUUCAACUGAUGGUUCAUAUUUAUUAUCCGGCGGACAUGAAUGUGUUCUUGUUAAAUGGUUAUUUAGAAAAAGUGAACCAACAUUUCGACCAAGACUUGGUGCACCAAUAAUUUAUGUUACUUCAUCAAAUGAUCAAACAUUUUAUGUAUGUACUCAUUCAGAUAAUACUCUUCAUUUAAUUGGAAGUAAUUUAUCAAUUCAACGAACAAUUGGAGGAAUUAAUCAUAUAUUUCUUCCACAACAAGCUUCAUUACCAGCCGGUAUUCAUGCAUUUAAUUGUCAACAAGCUCUUGUUAUGAAUAGGGGAAAACCAGAUUAUCUUCAAUUUACGUCAAGUGAUAAUGGAAAAUUACUUUAUAAUUUGGAUAUUAUUGGAGAAAAUUAUGUAUCACAAAAUGAAAUAGCUGAACAAUGUAUUUUUACAGAUAUUAAACGUUUAGCUAUUGAUCCAUCAGGUUUAUUUUUAAUAUUUAUUAAAAAAUAA
This is a messenger RNA of Rotaria sordida, 888 nucleotides long. The record is from the annotation of a GenBank genome assembly. Lineage: Eukaryota; Metazoa; Rotifera; Eurotatoria; Philodinida; Philodinidae.